This is a messenger RNA of Mytilus californianus (California mussel), 2799 nucleotides long. RefSeq lists its product as uncharacterized. The transcript is spliced from 13 exons. The record is from RefSeq and is a predicted model, not a curated record. Lineage: Eukaryota; Metazoa; Mollusca; Bivalvia; Mytilida; Mytilidae. The coding region runs from base 27 to 1436 and encodes 469 amino acids.
GACACCACAACUUAAAAGAGGCUAAUAUGGCAUCUGGGACAGCUGAACAAGACUCUGAUUUCAUUCACGAUACAAUAAUUGAUUUAACAAAGAAAUUAGAUGGGAAUAAGUUGGCAAACGAUAUUAUAUACCUUUUACAGAACAUUAAAAAAACAACAGACGUCAAAGAAACAUCAAAUAGGUGGCUCAAAUGGGCUAGGCAGCAGAAGUAUCUGAAAGUGAUAAAUGCAGACAUUCCAAUAGGUGUAUUGCCAAAUGGAAAGGAGGGGGAGAUAAUAGAUAUCAAAGUCUUUGCUGGAAGGAAACCAGAUGAUGAACUGUAUGACAACAAUGAAGAGCUGAGAAAAAAGGUGGCAAGAGGAAACUGUUUUAUUUCAAUCAAAGAAGGAAAUGAUGUCAGGUGUGUUUUACAAGCUAUGAAAAAGUUUACUGGAGGACUUGGAGAUGAUGAUGAUCGAGAACAGGGAGAUAACUCUACAUGGAAAAAAUAUUUUAUUAAGCCAUUAGAGGAAACUGAAAGUGUCAUAGCAACAAGAAAGGCCAAUGGAGAGGCAGCACAUCUGAGCUGUUUCAUGGUGGAUGGAGAAUAUGUUUUGUGUGGAGGAUCAAAGAAUGUUCAUAUGGUCUUCAGAAAAAAGGAAGAUAUAUUGAGGUAUACAGAGCCUAGAUUCAGAAUUGCCAGUGAGGUCUGUUUGAGUGUUUGGAACUCACUUGAUAAAAUGUCACCUAAUGACAGAAACAGUCUUUUGCAGUUUCUGGUUGCCACUGGUUACACAGGUGUGUUUGAGAUUUUAUCACCUGACCAUCAACAUGUAGAAGAACUUUCUUACCUGUCAGAAUCAGAAAUGAGAUUUAUAACUUGGACACAGAUUGACCUUGAACCUUCACCUGACAACAGUUCCUUAGCAACUGUACCUCCUCAUCUUGGCAUAGAGAUCGCUAAAGCUUUAGGACUUCUUACUAUUAAAUAUGAUGUACUGCCAAUGUCAGAACUGGAUACAAGAAUGAAGCAGAUAAGACAAGGAUACCAGUACGAGGGUGAAGUGUUAUAUUUUAUGGAUAAAACAGGAAUAGUUACUGGAUUACUGAAAAAGAAAACAGUUUGGUAUAUCAUGUGUCGUGCAAUUAGAGAGAAGUUACGUGCAGCAUGUGCAUAUAAUUUGAAAACGCCAGAAAAAUUCUCAUUAUCUAAAUAUCUAAGAAAGACAGAUAAAAGAUUAGAUGAGAUCCAAAUAUGGCUAGGUUUGGAUAUGAGUACAAUAAAUGAAUGGAAGACGUUUGCCAAUAAGUUUAUAAGACAUGUGAUUCAGAAAGUAGAUUUAGAAGAAGUUACUUCAGAUGAAAUUGCUAAUAUUUAUCCUGUGAUAUGGAAAAGAUAUGUAGCUGCCUCAGGAGAAAGUGACGAUAUAAAAGUUGUUGUGACAUCAGGAUCAUAACAAUAAGUAUUGGUAGCAUCAGGAAUGUAAUUAAUUCUUAUGUUAUACCAUCCUGGAAUAUAAACUCUAGACAACAGAUUUAACAUGGUUUAGUGGAACGUGUCUGUACUCUUCCUUUGAAAGUAGCGGAUAACAGAUCAGUACCUAUGAUUAACACAAAACUUGCUUUUCAUCCUGGCAUAAAAUUUAACUACAAUUUACCUUUUAAAAUGCUUGUCACCAUAAUAUAUUGAACACAACUUCUGGAAGGUGUACCGAGAACGGCUUCCUAGAACAGAGCAAUGCAAUGACAAACAUUGACAAAUUGACUAUUAGUCAUACAAUCAGGAUUACUUUUUAAAGUAAUAACAGAGUUGUGAAUACAAAUUAUUAUAAAUACUUAUUUGGUUAUCAUCCGUUAAUAGUUGUCAUAUUCAUGCUAUAAUUCUUUAUGUGUUAAUGUAUCUUUACACAAAUAUGUGUUCAAUGGAGCAAAAAUGUUUGUUUUUUCGACAGCAUGUGUAAUUUACUGGUUUGUGUUUCUGAUUGGCCACUUGAUGAAUACUUUUAGUACAACAUACACACAGGGUAAUAUAUUUAUAUACUUUUAUAAACUUUAGACAGCCCUUAGAUUCUUAAAAAUAAUUAGACUCCUUGUAGAUUCAUGAUAUAAUUGUAUUUUAGUGCAAUACUCAUUUAUUUUUAUACCACCGCAAAAAAUUUUGCGAUCAUAUAUUGGUAUCGCGUCGUCGUCGUCUGAAGACAUUUGGUUUCCAGACAAUAACUUUAGUAUAAGUAAAUAGAAAUCUAUGAAAUUUAAACACAAGGUUUAUAACCAUAAAAGGAAGUUUGGGAUAGAUUUUGGGGGUUAUGGUCCUAACAGUUUAUGAAUUAGGGGCCAAAAAGGGGCCCAAAUAAGCGUUUUUCUAGUUUCCAGACAAUAACUUGUGGAUCAGUGUAUGGAUCUCUCUGAAAUUAUAUCACAAGUUUCCAUACCACAUAGGGAGGGUUAGGAUUGGCUUUGGGGGUUAAUGGCUCAAACCAUUUAGGAAUUAGGGGCAAAAAAGGGGGAAAAACUAGGGGUUUCCUGGUUAAUGGACAAUUACUUUCAAGUACAAUGCUAAGUUUGGAUUACCUCCCUUACACUGCUUUUAAAUUAUGUAUAAAGAAAUAUUAUAUUGUCCUGAGGUGAUUAGCUGGCAAUUUAUUUUUAGAAGUUACUAUUAAAAAUGCUGAUUCAGGAAUAUUAAUUUUAGACAUGAUUAUGUAUGUCAUUUUCUAUUUUAAGACUUUUAUGAUGUAUUUAAAUGGGUAAUUAUUGUUACAAACUCCUUUGGAAAUUUGAAUUGAGAUUAUGACCAUAUCUUGAGGGAAUUUUUCUUUU